CGUCACGUCAGCUGGUGAGUGUUUUGAAAGGAGGUGACUGGUUAGCUGUCGAGCUGGAAGGAUUACACUUCAGCGACCGUCGAAGCAGUUUUGAUUAUGUGCGCUGAAGCAUCCAGACCGGACUCCGCUCUGGACGGGUGAUGGCAGCGCGUCUGCAGUCAUAUGACAGCAACUCCAGUGACGCCGAAAACUGGGAAGUCAAAUCUUCAAGUCGACCUCGCAAACUCUACAGGCAUUCGGGUAGCAGUCAGACCCGUGCAUCUCGAGUGGAGGCACAACACAGGAAGAUGAGCCUGCAUGGUGCCAGUGGGGGCUGUGACCGCUCACGUGACCGCCGCCGUUCCAGCGAUCGCUCCAGGGACUCCUCACACGAAAGAGAAGGGCAGCUCACCCCCUGCAUACGCAACGUCACAUCACCCACUCGCCAGCACGUCGGCGACCGAGAGCGAGAUGGUAGUACAUCAUCGAGACCCAGCAGUCCCAGACCCAUGAGAGUUUCUCCCAGCGGCUCCAGUAGCAGCGGAGUGGUGAGCAGUCGCAACAGCAGCCUGUCCAGUACCGAAGGCGCCUUCAAGAGCUUGGCGGUGGGCGAGAUGGUCUUCGUGUACGAAAGUCCCAAGGAAGGCGGAGCGUGUGCCACCGUGAGCAGCCGAAACAUGAGGGCUUCAGAGAGAGUCACGCUGAUCGUGGACAACACGCGCUUCGUCGUGGAUCCGUCCAUCUUUACCGCACAACCCAACACCAUGUUGGGCAGAAUGUUCGGGUCCGGGCGGGAGCAUAACUUCACACGGCCCAAUGAGAAGGGAGAAUACGAGGUGGCAGAGGGAAUCAGCUCGACUGUUUUCAGAGCCAUUCUGGAUUACUAUAAAUCUGGAAUCAUCCGGUGUCCUGAUGGAAUCUCCAUCCCAGAGUUGCGGGAGGCUUGUGACUAUCUAUGCAUCUCAUUUGACUACAGCACCAUCAAAUGCAGAGACCUCAGUGCCCUGAUGCAUGAGCUUUCCAAUGACGGGGCUCGGCGACAGUUCGAGUUCUACCUGGAGGAAAUGGUUCUGCCAUUGAUGGUGGCGAGCGCCCAGAGCGGAGAGAGGGAGUGCCACAUUGUAGUCUUAACGGAUGAUGACGUGGUGGACUGGGAUGAAGAGUAUCCACCACAAAUGGGGGAGGAAUACUCGCAGAUCAUCUACAGCACAAAACUGUACAGAUUUUUCAAGUAUAUUGAGAAUAGAGAUGUUGCCAAAUCCGUUUUGAAGGAGAGGGGCUUAAAGAAAAUACGCCUGGGCAUUGAAGGUUAUCCAACAUAUAAAGAAAAGGUCAAGAAGAGGCCCGGAGGUCGUCCAGAGGUCAUCUACAACUACGUCCAAAGGCCCUUCAUCCGCAUGUCUUGGGAGAAGGAAGAGGGCAAAAGUCGACAUGUCGACUUCCAGUGCGUCAAGUCCAAGUCCAUCACCAACCUAGCAGCGGCAGCAGCAGACAUCCCCCAGGACCAGCUGGUGGUGAUGCACCCGGGGCCCCAGGUGGAUGAACUGGACAUCCUUCCCAACCAUCCGCCCACUGGGAGCCACUACAGCCACAACUACAACAACGAGCCUGACCCCGACGGACCCUCACCUGCCGUCUGAGGACCCAGCGGUCCCCUUACAUUGCCUCGGCCCCUCUCCUCAUCCUCCAGUUCUCCUCCCAGCAUGCUGCAGCAUGGAGCGCCAGGGGCACCAUUACCAUAUUGCCUUGACACCUCCUUUGCAGCCUUAGAGCCUCAAGAACUGUAGAGAAUGACAUGCAAGGGACAAAAGACUGAUCGAAGGAAAGGUUUACUCUUGUUUUGUUUUUUUUACUUGACCAAAGGAAUUUAUUUUAUUUUUGUUUGUUUUUUUUAAAUAAAAAAGUACGGGCUAAUAACCAUUAUUAUUAUUAUUAUUAUUAUUAUUUACAAUGUUGUUGUAUCUUUUGACUUUUAAGUUGUGUUGAGCACUCUUGUGUUACUAUUUCUUCACACUAACAACUCUUAUUUCAAGGAUCAUUUAAGUUUUCCUGGGUGGCCUAAAUGAAUGUGCUUUGAAGAAACUAUACAAUACUCCUGAAAAAAAAAACCUUUCUGUUUAAGAGUAAGAGGGACAAAAUGUUAUCACCACUGUACCAUCAUUCUCUGGAUGAUCUCAUCUGACAUCUUGUGAUGGGGAAUGUAGUCAUUGGCUGGAUAUGAUUCGUGAUGUUAUGCUCUGUGUGCAGCCGAUAUACAAAGCAGAGCACGGGCUCUUGUUCAAAUCUCUGUGCAAAGCUUGAAUUUUCUUUUGUUUUGUUUUAAAUAAAUUGAAAACCAUUCAAUAAAUACAUGAGAAAUG
Molecule: messenger RNA, 2339 nt
Organism: Synchiropus splendidus (mandarinfish)
Lineage: Eukaryota; Metazoa; Chordata; Actinopteri; Syngnathiformes; Callionymidae
Gene: btbd10b
Product: BTB (POZ) domain containing 10b
Exons: 9
Coding region: 141-1619 (492 amino acids)
Biological process (GO): positive regulation of phosphorylation
Cellular component (GO): cytoplasm
Molecular function (GO): protein binding
Source: RefSeq, a predicted model, not a curated record